AUGUCCACGUUCGAAGUGCCGCCCGUACUUCCGUCUCUCGGGCCCAGUCUUGGCGCCCUCGAAAUUGGCGUCUUCAUGGCUUUCUUCCUCUCUGGUAUCACUGCCGUUCAGACGUUCAUAUACUACCAGUCGGACUUUCGCAGCGAUAGCCAUUGGAUAAAAGUCUUGAUAGUAUUCGUACUGGUGGUGGAGAUUGUGCACGAUGGACUCGUCGCCGGCUUCAUCUACAACGCCACCAUCAACGGUUUCGGCGACUUCGCUUCUCUCGAGCUCGCUCCCUGGGCUCUAUCAAGCUCCAUUGCAGUGGGUAGUUUGGCGCAGGCGCCCGUUCAGUUAUUCUUCGCGUGGAGGGUCUACGUGAUGAGGCGAAAGCACAUCUGGAUUACAGCCGUCUCUGCUACUGCGUCGCUGCUUCGAGUUGCAUGUUCAAUCGCUAUUGCGGUACUCAGUCAGAACCGCAGCAUUAUCGUGUCAAUUGAGCGAUACAAGUGGCUCGUGAUCACGACUCUAGCCUCAGGAGCGUUCGUUGACGUGUUGAACACGACGAUGCUCGUGUAUGUUCUGUAUCGCGCCCGCGGAGAAAUCUCAAGGUCGCGGAAGAUGGUCGAGCGCCUCAUGCUCUGGUCCGUAGAAACGGGACUGUUGACAACGAUGGUCAGCAUCCUUGGCUUGAUUCUGUUAUUCGCAUUGCCAGAUACACCGGCCUUCCUCAGUGUAGGAAUGGUGUUCGCCAAACUCUAUUCCAAUACUCUGCUGGCGUCGUUGAACGGUCGCGUUUCUCUGAGAUCCACUGGGACACAGGCGCACGUCAGCGUUCUGACUAUAGCUGGAGAUCACAGCCGGGGUCUGUCAGUUCUACGGGAUGGAGGCUCGGUGCAUCGACCCUCUCUUCACGUCGAGCUGUCGCGACAGAAGGUAAUCGCGAGAGAUUCAGAGUACGACGGGACGGACAACUUCCCACACGAGAUAUCUAUUAAGAGCCCACAACUGCUCGCCGACCAUUUCCCAGAGGAUACUGAGGAUACUGCGAACGAUGCUGCUCACGGUCGUCGGGUAGAGGAAGGCGUAUGA
This is a messenger RNA of Peniophora sp. CBMAI 1063, 1071 nucleotides long. Lineage: Eukaryota; Fungi; Basidiomycota; Agaricomycetes; Russulales; Peniophoraceae. The record is from the annotation of a GenBank genome assembly.